Messenger RNA from Cynoglossus semilaevis (tongue sole), 5765 nucleotides. RefSeq names its product calcium channel, voltage-dependent, beta 4a subunit (gene cacnb4a). Gene Ontology annotation, molecular function: protein binding; voltage-gated calcium channel activity. Lineage: Eukaryota; Metazoa; Chordata; Actinopteri; Pleuronectiformes; Cynoglossidae. The transcript has 15 exons. The record is from RefSeq and is a predicted model, not a curated record. Gene Ontology annotation, cellular component: voltage-gated calcium channel complex. Bases 2280 to 3842 code for a protein of 520 amino acids. Gene Ontology annotation, biological process: calcium ion transmembrane transport.
GACAUUUCUACGGGCUCGACUCUGCUUUCGCUUUCCCCGGCCUCCGAUAUUAAUGUAAAUGUUUUCAGUAAAAGACUGUUCGUGUGGAGAAACAGGGGGCGACUGGAUGUUUUUAAAUUUGCUGUGGGAACUCCUUGGGAUUUUCAAGGAGCAUCUUCAGAUUCAUUGCAUGAAUGCAAGAUAACUUUAUCCAGAUCUCUCUUUAUUCCCCCUUUUCACAGCCUCAUAUCAAAGGCACUGUACAGAAUAUUGGAUGUAAAAAACAAACAAACAAACAAACUGGUUUUGUCAGUGACAGUGAUGUUGCACCUUAGCUUUAUAAAAUUUUUUUUUUUUUUAUUACCACUGGAUGCCUUGUUUCUCUGUCCAAAAGAAGACAAAUCACGAGGACAUGUGAAAAGUUGGAAGAAGUCAUUUUAGUCUCUGAAUCCGCUGGGUGAAUAAUAAGAAAAAACAAAUGUAUAAUUCUGUAUAUUUAGAGAUAUUCGAUGGGAAAGUUUCUUUAUCCAGGGUUUUAAAAAGAACGUGCUUUUGUAACAGAGCAAACUUAUAAAUAUUCUUUGGGAAUAAAAGAGAAAAUGUAAGAGGCUUUUGUGAUUUUUCAUAAAAUGGAUGUUAAUUUGUGGCUCCUGUCGGUUGCGACAAACACCGUCGUCGUCGGUACAGUCGUCUUUUGUCAUUUCUCCGUCAUUUUUCUGUUGAUGCCUUGAUGUAAUUACACUAAGACAGUUAAAAAGGAGCAGGACUAAAAUAGAAACGGGCGGCCUGCUGAUACUCUGCUGUUUCCAUCUGUGCAGUCGGAAUAAUGUCAGUGUUUCCCAGAAGACAUGAGCAGUUAAUUAACCACUCCUCUGUUCGUUACCUUUCAGAGAAUCAGUCCCACUGGAAAUGACAAGGUUUUUUUUUUGGUUUUUUUUUUAUGUAAAUUUUGAAAAAUCGUUAGGUAGUAACAACUCGAUCCAAUGGGGUUAAACAUGAUUUUUAUGUAAAAAAAUAGAUCUAACAGAACAAGGUGUUCUCUUUGCACAUGUCUAGUCUGUCUGCAAUCACAGACAGCCAAGCUGUUACUGAGCCUGACUGUGUGUUCAGGCAGCGACUUUUUUUUUUUUUUUUUUUUCCCCUUCAGUCUCAUCUCUGUCAUCGUGUAUAAAAAUAUCGUGCUUGCACAGCCAGUCGCACGCGCGUUUUCAUCAGUCUCCUCUGAUCGUGGUUCUGGCCCGUUGUACUGCAGUCUGAUUUCAAAAUCGAGGUGAAGAUCUGCCUGCUUGUCUGUGAUGUUUGCCUAACAACCAAGCAAACAACACUCAGGCAGCAGACGAAUGAAUAACUGCACGUUAUUCAGUUCAACUUCACACUGAGGGCGAAAAAGACUCAAAGGAAGACGGCUCUUCCUUUCAGAUGAGCUAAACUCGCCCUGGUUUCAGUUGCGUUGCACUUGUAAGGAUAUUUUGAGGAUGUUGUGAGCAGAAAAGCACAGAAAAAAAUGCUAUUUUUGUCUUGCCUGUUAAUAGUUCGGUUAUGUUCACAGAUCUGUAGCCAGUAGGACAAAUCAGGUGACCAAAAUGUCUUUUUCGUUUUGUAUCCUUCGUUUUUCAACUACCGAGAUUACCCUGAAAUAUUUACAAUUACGAUAUAUAUAUUUCGAGUAAAUUUAGUUUGUAUUUAUUAAACGUUUUGCCUCAACGAACACUUAGAUAAAAACAACACAUCGGGAAAUAAAAAUACAUGUUAUACUGUAUCAGAUAUAAUUAUGACAGAAUCAGAAUUUGUAUUUUUUUUAUAUAUUUAUGUACUGUAUAUAUUAGCUUAUUAUAGACAUGGCUGAGUAAUAAUUUGUUAUUUGCCAUAGAAUGCUGUGUACUGUAGAUGCUGCGUUUGUGUGCUCCGUGUUGCCUGCGGACGCAGCAUCACUUCUCCCAUCAGCACCACUAAGCUGUGACGGUGAUGGGAGGAGGGGCAGGAGCAUCAGCAGGGGGAGGGGCCUCGGUCAGAAUGUGCCAAGGCUUCGUCCUCGCAGCACAGAUCUGCAGCAGAUGCAGGACGGGACAGGUCGCUAUGUACCUCCUCCUCCUCUUCCUCUUCCUCUUCGUCCUCUUCUGCUGCGUUUGUGUGUGCGUGUGUGUUUGUGUGUGUGAUACGGAGCAAAGCUGGAGCCCGCGGUCCACCGGUCACUGCUGCAGGAGAAACAGCAGCAUCAGCAGUUCCCGCAUCACUUGGAGCAGCAGUGGAGCGGCGGCAACGAGCGGCAGCCUCCCCCCUGGACGGACGAACUGGCCGAAAUGUCCCGACACAUCUACACCAGACACGGGAUAGGAGAGGGACUGCAGAAGACCGCCGUGUUUCAGACAAAUAGAGGGACCUACUCCAGACGCAGCCGACUGAAACGAUCUGACGGCAGCACCACGUCCACCAGCUUCAUCCUCAGACAGGGUUCAGCUGAUUCCUACACGAGCCGACCGUCAGACUCGGAUGUUUCCCUGGAGGAGGAGAAGGAGGGAGGUCGUCAGGAGAAGGAGCAGCAGGCCACCGUCCAGCUGGACAGAGCAAAAUCCAAAUCGGUGGCAUUUGCCGUGAGGACUAAUGUCAGUUACUGCGGAGCUCUGGAUGAAGAUGUUCCUGUGGCUGGUACCGGCAUCUCCUUCGAUGCCAAGGACUUCCUCCACAUCAAAGAGAAGUACAAUAACGACUGGUGGAUUGGCCGUCUGGUGAAGGAAGGCUGUGACAUUGGCUUCAUUCCGAGUCCGCUGAAGUUGGAGAACAUCAGAAUCCAGCAGGAGCAGAAGAGAGGACGUUUCCAUGGCAGUAAGUCCAGUGGCAAUUCUUCCUCAAGUCUGGGAGAAAUGGUGUCAGGAACAUUCAAAGGAAACCCAAACUCUGCAGGCAAACAGAAACAGAAAGUGACUGAACACGUUCCUCCCUACGAUGUGGUUCCCUCCAUGAGACCAGUCGUCCUGGUUGGACCCUCCCUCAAAGGCUACGAGGUGACAGAUAUGAUGCAGAAAGCUCUGUUCGACUUCCUGAAGCACAGGUUUGACGGCAGGAUAUCAAUUACCAGGGUAACAGCCGACAUAUCCUUGGCCAAGAGGUCAGUACUAAACAACCCAAGUAAGAGGGCCAUCAUUGAGAGAUCCAACACGCGCUCCAGCCUUGCCGAGGUCCAGAGUGAGAUCGAGAGGAUCUUUGAGCUGGCCCGCUCUCUACAGCUGGUGGUGCUGGACGCGGACACCAUCAACCACCCUGCACAGCUCAUCAAGACCUCAUUAGCGCCCAUUAUUGUCCAUGUCAAGGUGUCCUCACCCAAGGUUCUGCAGCGGCUGAUCAAAUCCAGAGGGAAAUCUCAAAGCAAACACCUGAACGUUCAGCUGGUUGCAGCCGAAAAGCUGUCACAGUGUCCCUCUGAAAUGUUUGACAUCAUCCUGGAUGAGAACCAGUUGGAGGACGCCUGUGAACAUCUGGCAGAGUAUCUGGAAGCCUAUUGGCGAGCUACGCACACGUCCCUCACCACGCCGCUCAACCCGCUGCUGGGACGCAACCUGGGCUCCACGGCUCUGUCACCGUAUCCUGCUGCCAUUCAGGCCCAAAGAAACCGGAACAGCAACCAUACGACGACAGACCAUUCGGCCGUGGAACGUCGCAGCCUGAUGCCCGCCGAUGAGAACUACCAUAACAACGAGCGCGUGAGAAAGAAUCGGAAUCGUCUGUCGUCCGGGUCACAGCAGAGCCGGGACCACUCGCCUCUGAUGGAGGAGGACUUCCAGGACCCUUACCAGGACUCUUACAAGCCUCAUCGUAACCGGGGGUCACCUGGAGGCUACAGCCAGGAGUCCAGACACAGGCUUUAAGCUCUAACUGUCAUCUGAGGUGUGUCCUUCUCUGAAGAACCACCGUGAUCCCUGGGAGCUGAAGCGGCUUUACUGUAUCAUGAUAAAACGAACUACACUCAUUCAGACUGAGUAUUGACGUGUAGACCCUCAUAUUUCCUCCGGUCUUUAGCUAAAUGGACAUUUGAACGAAGAAGAAAUAAAAAAAACUGAGUGUAGCGCAGGACCAGACGAGGGAAAAAUGAAACUGGAGCUGCUGUGUAAAUGUCCCAAGUGUGAGUGAAGAUUACUUCAGAAACCCAGCCCACCAUCACAGCUGUUACAGGUAGCAAGCAGGAAGAAGUCCAAGUCCAAAGCCAGAAAGCAGGAGCAUCCAGCACGGGUGGAGAUCAGGACGGCGGAGCCUGUUUGCACGCAAUCCGGAGCUGAUGGAAGCAAAAUUUAAUUUCUCUUUAAUGAUUCUCUUGUUUGAUUUGUCACUGCCCUCCGGUGUGAGCUUCAUCGAAACUAGAUUCGCAGACAGAAAUGCAACACGACAUGUAGCUCCUUGUGCGUGUUCAGUCGUUCCACCUCUUUGUCAUAACCGUAUCAACGCAGGAAUAUAGAAAAAAAAAUCAGAUCACUGCUGAUGCUUGUGUGUGUUUUUUUUUGUUUUUGUUUUUUUUUAAUUAAUUUAUUUCAAAGCUCCAAAGCUCAGGACGGAGAUGUAGCGUUAAUGUUCUGUCCCAUCUAAUGGGGGUUUGGUUGUGUAAAUUUGUUUUGGAAGAUGUCAUGAUUUAGGUGUCACAAAAAAAAAAGCAGUCAAAGAGAUAGUUGAGUUUAUUUAAAGUGUGGUUUUAUGAGCCUGACAAAAAUGUGGGCAGUAAACUGAUUUUUUUUUUUCUUUUGAGGACAGGAAAAAAAAUAUAAAAUUUGACAUUUAGGAGCUUUUUUAAUACUAUAUAUUUAUAUGCUCAAGUGAACCUUGUGAAAAAAUAGCAUUCUGUGAUUAACCAUAACUUCUAAUGGGGGCGGGGGUACAAAAAAAAAAUUGGUUUCACGUCUGACAGUGCUAUUUUGUAGUAAGAUCAUUUGCUCAAAAAGUAUUCUUAAAAUAUUGCUAAAUAUUGAUAAUAGUUUUCUGUGUCUGCCACAUCCCACUACGCCAUACAACCACACUUUUAAAAAAAUUCUGAACUAUCCCUUUAAUAACAAAUCCUCAGGAUACACUGGAAUGAUUGUGCCUGCACGAAAAUUCAUAUGUAAUGCGAUGAUCAGCUAGUGUUGUCAAGUCAAGCGAGCAUCAUUUUCAAAGGAUUUUACCGAAUUACUUCUACUGAGAGCUUCCAUUUGUAAAUACUGUCACAUAAAAAAAACAAAGUGAAAUUUGAAAUUUUAAUUGAAUGAAAACUUUUUUUUUUUUUUUUUUUUUUUAGUUUUUGCACAUGCCUUCCGACGGUCAGCCAGAAAAAAAAAUCUAAGAGUCAUAGAGUAAUGUUAGCAGAAGAAGAAUAGCAGCUGUUAAUAGUUUAAUUUUAGGUCAGUAGAAAAUAACAUAGAAAGCAAUUGGCAGGACAGUGCUGCGUUAUUAGUCUUGUUUAAAUAUAGAACAGCUCCUUGCAAACCAGUUUUUAAUUAGAAGGAGUCACAGUCACACAUCAACUUUAAGUGACAUGGUCUUUUAGCUUUGGAAACGUUCAUUUUCUUAGUCCUAUGCUCUUAUGCUCUGAUCUUAGUGACUUGUUUUUAAAGGAACUUGGACAAAGAGACUCAUGUUCUUAGUUGCCACAUACAGUAGCGUUAUAGUGUUGUUGUUUAUAAAAAAAAAAAACCCUCUGCAGAAUAAGCUAUAAAUAAAAAGGAAAACAUAAAACUGCCUGUGAGAGAAUGAUGCAUAUUGACUUGAAGUUUGUGUGCACUGUGUCAUUUUACAACUGUAACUAAUAAACUGCCCUGAUGCUGUUG